Messenger RNA from Syngnathus acus (greater pipefish), 1121 nucleotides. It is a transcript of the gene hacd2, whose product is annotated as 3-hydroxyacyl-CoA dehydratase 2. Gene Ontology annotation, molecular function: 3-hydroxyacyl-CoA dehydratase activity. Lineage: Eukaryota; Metazoa; Chordata; Actinopteri; Syngnathiformes; Syngnathidae. Bases 95 to 829 code for a protein of 244 amino acids. The record is from RefSeq and is a predicted model, not a curated record. Gene Ontology annotation, cellular component: endoplasmic reticulum membrane. The transcript is spliced from 7 exons. Gene Ontology annotation, biological process: fatty acid elongation; sphingolipid biosynthetic process; very long-chain fatty acid biosynthetic process.
CACUUCUGUGUCUCGCCUCCUGUAGUUUUUCCGCCGUGACAGCGGCCACCUUCCAGGGCCAAAGAUCGUCUGACGGAUUCGCUCUCUUGCAGUCAUGUCGGCAGCUGCUUCGGGGGCCAGCAAGGCGGCUCACGGCAACGGAGCCCCGGAUAAAAAGAAGGGACCCGGUGCCUUGUGCACCGCUUAUUUGGUCAUCUACAAUGUUGUUAUGACAGCGGGGUGGCUGGUGAUUGCCGUGGGUCUGGUGCGAGCCUACCUGGCCAGAGGGAGCUACCACGGCCUUUACUACUCCAUUGAGAAACCCCUCAAGUUCUUUCAGACCGGCGCCAUCUUGGAGAUUGUACACUGUGCUGUUGGGAUUGUGCCGUCAUCCGUCGUCCUGACCGGCUUCCAGGUCAUGUCCCGCGUCUUUCUAACGUGGGCUGUCACACAUAGCGUCAGAGAGGUGCAGAGCGAGGACAGCGUGCUGCUCUUUGUCAGCGCCUGGACCAUCACUGAGAUCAUCCGCUAUUCUUUCUACACCUUCAGCCUGCUCAAUCACCUGCCCUACCUCAUCAAGUGGGCCAGGUACACCUUUUUCAUCGUGCUGUACCCGAUGGGCGUGAGCGGCGAGCUUUUGACCAUCUAUGCGGCGCUGCCCCACGUGCAGAAGACAGGCCUGUACUCUGUCACACUACCCAACAAGUACAACUUCUCCUUCGACUACUACUCCUUCCUCAUCCUGGUCAUGAUCUCCUACAUUCCAUUGUUCCCUCAGCUCUACUUCCACAUGAUCCGACAGAGGAAGAAGGUUCUGGGCCACGCCGACGCCUACAGCAAAGUGGAGUGAGAGAAGGAAUCAAACCUUUUGCAUCCAAACAAAAACGGACCUCACAAGCUCUUUUCAUUUGUAUUUCCCAAACUACAACUACUGCUGUCUUUAUUAUUUUUCCUCAAUUUUAUUUAUGAACAAAUUGCCGCUCGGGCGACGCCAUCAAAAUGUCCGGCGUGCUCAAGGAUGCACUGAAGAAAUCCGCCACUUUUUCUAAAAAAAAAUAAACUAGUCCACCCCAUAAUCGUCAUGUGCCCGCAAUUAAUGUGUUUGUUUCUUGCUUUCAUGACAAUAAACUUGUUUGAAUUUC